Molecule: messenger RNA, 897 nt
Organism: Penicillium robsamsonii
Lineage: Eukaryota; Fungi; Ascomycota; Eurotiomycetes; Eurotiales; Aspergillaceae
Product: ankyrin repeat domain-containing protein
Exons: 1
Coding region: 1-897 (298 amino acids)
Molecular function (GO): protein binding
Source: RefSeq, a predicted model, not a curated record
AUGCAGGAAAGUCGACCUUUAUCAAACCGGCAAUAUCAACUAGAUGAACCAGACGAUGAGAGCAGAUGGUCUCCUAUUCAGCUUGCCGCCGCACAAGGGAAUUUGUGCCAAGUACAGGGGCUCUUAGCCCAGCUAGUAGACCCUAAUGAGCCGGCUAAAGGUUACUAUGGGCAGACAGCCCUUCAGGCUGCCUCUAAUAAUGGACAUCUUGCCGUGGUCGAGAUGCUGUUAGUGGCAGGCGCAGACGUUAACGCUCCUGGGGGAAACAACGGCGGCAGAUCAGCGGUAGUACUGGCCUCUGGGGCGGGCUAUCUGAAUAUCGUCAGGCACUUAGUCUCUGCGGGUGCAGAUAUCCACUGCCCAGUCCACCCGUAUAUGGGCCGAACUGCCCUACAGGCUGCCGCCGAGGGGGGCCAUAUCGCGUUACUAUGCUGGCUGCUUGAGCAAGGCGCAGAUAUUAACACGCCUGCCGCUAGGACUCUAGGCCUCACCGCGCUUCAAGCUGCCGCAUUGAAUGGUCAUGCCGAUAUCGUGGAGAUCCUCCUACACCGCAAAGCCUAUGUAAAUGCCCUCGCCGUAAGGUAUCGUGGCUUUACGGCCCUUCAAGCCGCAGCUUUUGGAGGCCACCGCCUGAUUGUUCGUCAACUGCUAGAUGCAGGAGCCGAUGUGAAUGCUCAAGGCUCAUAUUAUAAUGGGUAUACAGCGCUUUCGGCAGCGGCAGAAUGCGGCCAUGAUGAGAUUGUCCGGAUGUUGCUCGAUGCUGGCGCAGAUGUCUCCCUCCCAACGGGAAAUAAAAAGUGGACAGCGGCUCGGAUUGCGAUCUUCCGAGGGCAAAACGCCGUCACGCAAAUUUUCGAACAGAUUAAGCAGACGAGCACAGCUUUCCCUGAUGUAUAG